Sclerotinia borealis F-4128 is the source of this 1728-nucleotide messenger RNA. Lineage: Eukaryota; Fungi; Ascomycota; Leotiomycetes; Helotiales; Sclerotiniaceae. The record is from the annotation of a GenBank genome assembly.
AUGACGAUGGAUCAAAGCAACAAUGAUUCUGGGGGGAAAUUCGAAACUCCAUCGGAAAGUGAACGUCAGACCUCGGGGCACACCAGCCGAAACAGCAGCGAUAACCCCCACUCCUUUUCACACAUGGGGGACUUGUUAGAAGAGGCUCCGGAAGUUAGGAUCGAAAGGUUAGGUAGACAAAGACCCGAGGUCUUCAAGUCAAUAUGGGCGGAGAUUGGAUUUGUCUUUUCGAUCUCCAUGUCACAGGUGCUCACUGAAUAUUUUGUUUCUGGUUUCACAGUCAUAUUGCCCACUCUGGUCAAGAGUCUGGACAUACCAUCGGCAUCCGCGACAUGGCCUGCAAGCGCCUUUUCGCUCACUCUGGCUUGCUUUCUUCUGGUGUUCGGUCGUCUGUCAGAUAUGUAUGGAGGGUAUCCAGCAUAUGUAGCAGGUUUCGUUUGGCUUGCUUUAUGGAGUCUGGUAGGUGGAUUUUCCACCAAUCUUGUAAUGCUCAAUUUUUGUCGGGCACUGCAAGGCCUGGGUCCGGCAAUGUACCUACCUUCCAGUGUAGCUCUGAUCGGCAUCAUCUAUCGACCAGGACCACGGAAAAACUUAAUUUUCAGCAUCUAUGGAGCAUGCGCGCCACUGGGAUUCUUCGUAGGCAUUUUCUUCGCUGGAUUGGUGGCAGAGUACACACAUUGGGGCUGGUGGUUCUGGAUUGGUUGCUUUUUGGCAGCCAUAACAGCCAUCACGUCUUACUUGACAAUCCCUUCUGACAUUGUCAAAAAGCGCAAGGUUCGCAAAGCACGUAAAGGCACUGAUGAUCAAGUGAAUAUGGAUUGGUGGGGCGCAAUUUUCAUCGUCGUGGGACUUAUUCUCUUUACUUUCGCCAUCAUCGAUUCAGCACACGCACCGAAUGGCUGGAAAACGCCCUAUAUCUAUGUUCUAUUCAUUGUCGGCUGCUUGUUACUCAUAUUCGCUUCAUACAUCGAGACGCAAACUAAGAAUGCUUUGCUUCCCGUCUCAUUCUUCCAGGUGCCGUCCAUGGUACCGCUAGUCUUUGCACUCUUCUUGUGCUACGGUUCUCUGGGGAUUUUCCUACUUUAUGCCACGUUCUAUAUGACUAGUGUCAUGGGCGGCAGCCCGUUACAACUUGUGGCGUGGUAUGCACCAAUGGCCUUGGGUGGAUGCAUAAUAUCUACAGUUGGUGGCUUCGUUCUGCAUCUACUGCCGGGAACAGCCCUUAUAAUUACAGCUGGAGUGGCCUGGAUUGUUGCACCCUUGCUGUUCGCUAUUGCUCCAGCAGGCGUCAACUAUUGGGCAUAUAUAUUUCCUGCAAUGAUAUGUGCGACGAUUGGUAUCGACAUAACAUUUACAGUAGCCAAUAUCUUCUUCACUACGUCCCUGUCAGAAUCACAGCAAGGCCUUGCUGGCUCCAUGGUAAUGCUCAUUCUACACUUAGGUAUCGCUGUUUGUCUUGGAUUCUCAGAUAUCAUUAACACUUAUUCUCUGGAUCGGCUGGGUCUUAGAAAGAGUUACCAUGCAGUAUUUUGGUUCGAGGUUGCAUGUGCAAGCGUUUCGUUGAUCAUAAUGGCACUCUUUGUCAAGAUCAGGAGAGCAGAGAGUGAAUUAACCGUCGAUGAGAGAGUUGCGGCGUUGAACGACGUACAGUUGGUGGAGGAAGAUAGAUCGACUGCUCGGACGAGGAACUCGGAAACGGAUGGUGCAAAUGAUGGGAAGUUGAAUUGA